AUGACGUCGUUUCAAAACUCAUACUGUGGUCAAGGUUGGAAUGAUUGCAUGCCCACUGUUUUCGCUGGUGCUGGCAAAAGAUCUGCUAGUGGUGGAAAAAGAGCUUACCCAAAAACCAUAAUCGCAGCUCCGUCGGUUGGACCACCUCCUUCUGUAAAUGGUGCUUCUUCUAUCGAUAGUAUCAAAGCUUCAGUAGUUGUCACGACCCGUCCUGCUCCCCCUAUCAAAGCAAACUCGUACACAAGUAUUUAUUCUACAGCUAGUGCUGAAAGUGAGGUAGCUGGUGUGAUUACUGGGGCUGCUGUUGAAGAUACUCCAGCUGAAACUGAUGGCGACACUAAGGAAGCCCAGGAGCAUGCUGCAAAACUGUUAGAAUCGAUCCUUUCACGCCCCUCGACUCUUUCCGGUCGUGAAUUUGGUCACUAUAAAACGAGGCUGAGUAAAGAGAUUCCAUGUUUGACGAGUCCACACAUUUAUAUCGUUACUCAGUCCCUGGUACUGGUUGAGCAAGGCGAUAUUGGUAAUGCCCGGGACUUGCUUGUUCAACACAGCCUGGUCCAUAAUGGUAUCUCAAGCUGGGUCUUGCCUUUACGCAAGGUCAUUGAAUGUGUUUCUACUCAGUGA
This is a messenger RNA of Sugiyamaella lignohabitans, 624 nucleotides long. RefSeq lists its product as uncharacterized. The coding region runs from base 1 to 624 and encodes 207 amino acids. The transcript has a single exon. Lineage: Eukaryota; Fungi; Ascomycota; Dipodascomycetes; Dipodascales; Trichomonascaceae. The record is from RefSeq and is a predicted model, not a curated record.